Messenger RNA from Epinephelus lanceolatus (giant grouper), 2420 nucleotides. Its product is annotated as zona pellucida-like domain-containing protein 1. NCBI's taxonomy places the organism in Eukaryota, Metazoa, Chordata, Actinopteri, Perciformes, Serranidae. The record is from RefSeq and is a predicted model, not a curated record.
AAGGAGACAAGCAGAGAAAGAGGACGACAGCAGUCGGACAGUUAAGAUCUGUCCAUACCAAGGCAGGCAAAAAUGAAGCUUCUUAGCUUUCUUUUCUUGGCUUCCAUGGUGGCCAGAAGCAGUCAGUUAACGUGUCUAAGUGACCUUCGACGUCCAGAACCCACUGACAUCUCCGUUGAAUGUGGCACUUCCUCGAUGAGCUUGGCUAUCCAAAUCUGCCCUGUCGUCUACACUGGCUACAAUGAGUCUUUGCUCAUCCUCAACCACAUGUUCGAGAAGCCGGAGUGUAAAGGAACCUUGGAUGAAUCUGCCAGCCCACCUGUUGUCAGGUUCACCUUCCCCCUCAACAUGACCAACGCCUGCGGCAGCACUUUCCUGACCACCAGUGCAGCUGGCACAGGGAUCUUUGCUGACUUCUCCAACAUCCAGACAGUUAAUAUCAGUGGCGUGGUGCGCUCCCAUGAUCCAACCACGGGGGUAGUCACCUAUAAUGCUGAGCUCAAAUAUUAUUACUCCUGUGCUUACCCUCUGGAGUAUCUCAUCAACAACACCCAGGUGGACGUGUCAGCAUCUUCCAUUGCAGUGAGGGACAACAAUGGAAGCUUCAUCAGCACUUUAAGCAUGGAACUCUUCAGCGAUGACCAAUACACCAAUCCUCUGGUCAUACCAUCACUGGGCUUAGAGCUGAGAACAGAUGUCUAUGUCCAAGUCCAAGCAGCCAACCUGACUGAUCAGUACCACGUGCUGCUGGACAGAUGCUAUGCUUCCAUCUCUCCUCAUCCCACCAACUCCACUUUCUUCAACCUGUUUGUCUCGUGCUCUAGGGAUCAGAUGACCACCAUGAAAGAGAAUGGGGACAGUCACAACGCCCGCUUCUCCUUCCCGGCCUUCAGGUUUGUCGAACAGCAGAACGAGACAGUGUCCACCUACUACCUGCACUGUAUCACCAGGCUUUGUGAGAUCAGCACCUGCAAUGACUUUAAGCAAUGUAACAACAGGAGGAAAAGGGAUGUUUCUUCCACUGGUAUUUCAGAGGCCACCACCCUAUCCUCAGCCAUUCCCAUUGUCACCAGAAAUGGGAAUUCGCUGACAUCUAAAGAGCAAGCUGAUUCCAGCAGUGACUCGGAAUCCAGAAUGGGUCUCGGUAUAGCUGUGGGCAUCCUCACUCUGGCCGUCAUUAUGAUUGGAGCUGCAGCAGUUGUCCUCUACAAAAGGACCACACACUUUUAAAGGAGAACAGGCACCUGUCUGCACCGCUCUGGACAAGCUUACCUGUUGGAUGAACGGGUGUACAGCAGCAACCUUUGCCGCAAGCCCUGUGGGGUAAAACUAAGCUCAAUUUAAAAAAUACUCUUAAUGUGUUUUUUCUCAUGUAGCAUGUAAAUGUGUGGUUUAGUGGUCCUGUGGUUGUAGUUGGACUGGAAGUUUGGUAAUUUGGAAUGCAAUAUGAAGAGUAAGAAUCUUUGCACAAAGAGAUGCUUUACUCAUUGGAGUAGACAUGCUGCAUUAUGUGAUGAAAAGCUUAAGUGUUAUGCACUGCUGCUCUUUGGCUUGGAAAAGCAUAAAAGGAAACAGCUAGUUUGUAGUUAGGGUAACAAAAUUAUCUAGGGCAUUUUGAGACAUUUUAUUAGCAGACACAAAUGUACGAGUACUAAUCUACGCAGAAAGUGCAAUUGAUAUUGCAUUAUACUGAGUUUUAUAAAAUCCAAACCAAAUUAGUGACGCUGAUUGAGUGUUUUCAGGUCACAUGUUACAAGCAAAGUUUGACAUGAGUUUUGAGGGUUAAGCCAUUGAUCAAUUAAUUGUUUUCGUUAUGUAUUCGUUUUUGUUUUUUUUUGCAUUAUACCAAUUCAUUUUGACAUUCAAAUAUGCCUGGGCAGUUAUCGUUACUUUACAUAAUUGGACUGACAUUUUCUAAAUCAAUCUGAUGAGAGAACCUUUAAUAUUGAUCAUGUUUGGUGUUUCUCUCUCUCUCUCUCUCUCUCUCUCUCUCUCUGUUGGAAUAAUUGUUUAAAGUUAAUUACAAUGUUAGCAGAAUAGGACAGGAAAUGGGUGUAUAUAUAACAAAGAAUAAAAGUUAAUCAUGAUGUCUUAAGCUCUUUCAACUGACAAAGUGUAUAUUGGAUGUUUUAGCUUUUUAUGCAUUGAUGAGGUUGCAAACCAGAACGGUGAUUCUGACUGAGGACAUGCAUCUAUUUCCCCCUCAUCUUUGUUUGUCCAUGACCUAAAUCCCAGUUAUUUAAGGCACACAUGUACAGAAGAUGUUUCUAGUUUUACAGCAGGCCUAAGACCACAAAGGAGGUUCACAUAUCACUGAAACCAGACACUGUCACUUUCUUUACAACCUGUUCUUUCACCUGACCUUUGUGAGGACUCACUAAUACAAAAACACUGCAUACAAUAAAGAAACUCCCACACUG